CACGGCAGAAUGCCAGACUGCUUUGGGCGACGGCAUUCUCGGGGCAUCAACAACCCGAGUCGCCCUGGGGAACAACUCCCCGCCAAACCCCCACCAGACCACCUAGACUACUAAACUAACAACAAUGCCAUGCUCUCGGAGAGAAUCAACCCCUAGACCAAGCAAGCUCCUGCCCGGCCUUUUCUUUCGAGUCCGAUUUUCAUUAGGUUGACCUGACGUCCUCUCCCACCUUCAAGCUCUGCCCCGAUUCACUGAGUGGAAACGCCGGGUCUCGCAGACAUCAUCAGACAUCAUUCAUCCUCUGCGAGCACGCCAUCUCCCUCACCAUGGCUUCCGUCAGGCAGUUCCCCACCAUCAAGGCCGUCCGGUCGUUUGUGAUCGGAGGAGUUGGAUCAGGUGGUGAUUAUCACAACGUCGAAGGGGGCCACUGGCUCAUCGACUCGCCCAUCUCGACCCCAGCCUCACAAUGGGAACAAUACCGCAAGUCCCGUACUAGCUGGGGGAUCAACGUCCUCGGUUCCUUCCUCGUCGAGAUCGAGGCUUCAGACGGCACAAUCGGCUUUGCCACCGGCUUCGGAGGCCCUCCCGGCUGCUGGCUCGUCCAACAGCACUUCACGCGUUUCCUGCUCGGCGCUGAUCCUCGCAACACGAACCUCCUUUUCGAGCAGAUGUACCGUGGCUCCAUGUUCUAUGGUCGCAAGGGCCUUCCACUCGCCGUCAUCUCAGUCAUCGACCUGGCCAUCUGGGAUCUUCUGGGGAAGCUCCGCAACGAGCCCGUCUACAGACUCAUCGGAGGCGCCACCAAGGAGCGCCUGAACUUUUACUGCACCGGCCCCGAUCCACCAGCGGCCAAGGCCAUGGGCUUCUGGGGAGCCAAGGUGCCGCUCCCUUACUGCCCCGAGGAGGGCCACGAGGGCCUGAAGAAGAACGUCGAGUUCCUGCGCAAGCACCGUGAGAGCGUCGGCCCGGACUUCCCCCUCAUGGUGGACUGCUACAUGUCCCUGAACGUAUCCUACACCAUCGAGAUCGCAAAGGCCUGCCUCGACCUCAACAUCAACUGGUGGGAGGAGUGCCUGACACCCGACGACACCGACGGGUUCGCCCAGAUCAAGCGCGCCCACCCCACGCUCAAGUUCACCACCGGAGAGCACGAAUACAGCCGCUACGGCUUCAGGAAGCUCGUCGAGGGCCGCAACCUCGACAUCAUCCAGCCCGACGUCAUGUGGCUGGGCGGCAUGACCGAGCUGCUCAAGGUGUCGGCCAUGGCUGCCGCGUACGACAUCCCCGUCGUGCCCCACGCGAGCGGUCCAUACAGUUACCACUUUGUCAUCAGCCAGCCCAACACGCCCUUCCAGGAGUAUCUGGCAAACAGCCCCGAUGGCAAGAGCGUGUUGCCCGUCUUCGGAGACCUGUUCCUCGACGAGCCUAUCCCCACCAAGGGUUACCUGACGACCGCGGACCUGGAUAAGCCCGGUUUCGGCCUGACGCUGAACCCGGCCGUGAGGUCAAAACUGAUCCCUGCCGAGGCCCUGUUCAACCCUACAGUCCCCAAGAGCUUGCCCGCGCCAGAGGAGGACAGCAAGUCAAAUGGGGCCUAGCGGAUAAGGUGAAGGAGCUCACCACAUCAUCAUGAACGUGAGUUUGGGAUAGAAUUAUUUACGGCCGGAUGAACAUGUAGAAUUGUGUCUUUUUACCACAUUUGCGAUGUAGCUAGAAACGACUCAUCUGUCCUCAGCUAUGUCGAAGUUCUUGUGGAGAUUGGGUGGCACCGGUUGUCGGUUGUCGUCAGCAUGCAAAUCAGCAGAACUCAGAGAUUAAUGAAAAUUUGAUUGACCUUG
Molecule: messenger RNA, 1838 nt
Organism: Diaporthe batatas
Lineage: Eukaryota; Fungi; Ascomycota; Sordariomycetes; Diaporthales; Diaporthaceae
Exons: 3
Coding region: 327-1598 (423 amino acids)
Biological process (GO): carbohydrate catabolic process
Molecular function (GO): magnesium ion binding; L-rhamnonate dehydratase activity
Source: RefSeq, a predicted model, not a curated record